AUGAUCAAUGUCACCUUCCUAAAUUGGUUAAUAAUUUUAUAUCUGGAAAUUCCCGUCGUUUCUCUCUCAUUGCCAUCUUGUGCCCUACCACUUAAUGGUGCUCUUUACUGGGGAACGCACAACAAGACAAUCUCUGGUCGCCCCUGCUUACCAUGGAAACUAUUCGAACAUAAAAUUACAUCAGUCAUGUUGCCUGACCUGAAUUUGGAGGUGGCCUUGAACUUCUGUCGAAAUCCCGGGAUGGUUGGAGGUCGUCCAUUUUGUUACAUUCAGUCAGAUCCGCCAGUUGCUGAAGACUGCUCUGUAUGUUCUCGCCAUGAAGAGACUUGCGUUUUAAUGGAUCGGGGGGUUAACUAUGUAGGCGACACGUCAGUAUCAUUGAUUGGUCGCCAAUGCGUUUCGUGGAUUGAUGCUUUUAAGUUUCUAAAUCAUACAUACGAUAAAACCCUCGUUAGAACCAACAAGUCGUAUAUAACUCAAGAAUUUGUUAAAGAAGUUGGAACAAUCACUCUGGAUAGAUUAACAGAGUUUGGUAAUUUUUGUAGAAAUCCAGUAUCAACACUGCACAGUCCCUGGUGUUUCGUCGAUGUACCUACUUUGAGCUGGAAUUAUUGUGACGUGUGUUUCAACGGACCGUCAUUAAGCAUUGCAAACACGCCGCAUCAGCCUUUACAAAAUAGUUAUAGAACUGAUGACAAUAAUAGAUAUUUUGGUAAUUUUAAAACGUUCAAGACGAACUAUAAGCAACAAAUAACUGAAUCAAUUUAUGAAAGAAAUAUUUCUUCUUCACAGAUUACCAGAUCGAGUCGUUUAACUAGCAGACUUAAUAGAGAUAAACUCCAGUUGAUUAGUUGGAUGUCUUUAACCGUUGAUUCUUUGGAGACUUGUGCAAUAUUUUGCUCCACUACAUCAACCUGUGUAAAGUUUUAUUUUGUUUCUGAUCAACAACCUAAAUGCUAUUACACAUCGUCACUCAAUGAAAAUGGGAAUGUUAAAGAAUCACUUGGCAAAAAUUGUACAGCUGAUAAUAACGUGCCAAAGGUUAUGAAGCUCAUCAAUGCUGAAUGCGACGGUGGUGAUAGUUAUCCAGUUGGAAAUUAUAGUCAAUGUAAAUAUAAAUGCCUGAAUGACGUCGAUUGUCAAGCGUAUCAGUUUAUGGGAUCAAAUCCAACUUACAAUUGCUUCACAUUUUUUCACUUUCCCAUGUGCAGACGUUCACGAAUGGUGAAUUACUUUGAAAAACGAACUGCACAUGAUAGACAAAAUAGGAAUCUAAAAGUUUUUAAAAGUUCAACAUACGUAGUUAUUAGAUGCACAAAUGAAAUUAAACGAACAAAAAGAAAUAUGCCACCUUCUUUGCCACCAAAUUUUGACUUUUUUAAAUACGAUCUCGCCAGCACAACAGAAAAACCUCCGCCAGCAGGCUCGGAUUUUGAUUUCGCUGACGAGUAUCACGCUGAAUCUCGUUUCCAAUUCACACCUAAACUAGCUUCAACUAUUAUGUACAAUAUCUUAAUAAUUUACGGUAUAGUUGUGGUGAUCAUUUUGUUGAACCUUUUCAAGUGGCAGUUUUGGUUUGAAAAUCCGCAGCUGAAGUAUGAUCUAGAAGUUGCUGGUAAAACUUAA
Helobdella robusta is the source of this 1626-nucleotide messenger RNA. RefSeq lists its product as hypothetical. The record is from RefSeq and is a predicted model, not a curated record. NCBI's taxonomy places the organism in Eukaryota, Metazoa, Annelida, Clitellata, Rhynchobdellida, Glossiphoniidae. The transcript has a single exon. Bases 1 to 1626 code for a protein of 541 amino acids.